AUGGCAUGCAUGAGUGAAGAACAGCUCCGUUGUCUGACCCGGCGCCAACUGCAAACUCUUGCCAAACAGGAGAAUAUCCGUCCCGCCAAUGCCACCUCGGAGAAGCUCAUAAAGCGUCUUUUAGAUAAAUUCUUUGGCAAGCGCAGACGUGGUAGUCCUGUUGUGCAUGACCCGCCAGUCGUGACUGUCCCUUCUUCUCCUUCUCCGCAGCAUCCGGUACUUCAGCCCCCGGUUGAGCGUCACUUCGGGGAGUCAUUCUUUUCCCCACAUCUGCCGCUGCCCGUUCGCGAGCCCUCUCACCGACCACGACCCUCUCCAACAUCAUACAUCCAGUCACAACUCGAUGAACUGACGGUCAACACGAAUGAUCCAUCGCCAGCACUGACUACCAUGGAGCGCCUCUUGCCCAUCAUGCGACAUACCUCCAGCCAAAUCGCCUCUGCGCUCAAAGACAUUGCGUGGCAAGGUUAUUACGCAGAAAAUGACCUUCUCUCGCCGCUGAAGACAACGCCCGGUCUCUGGGACGGGACUCGUGUCAUGCCGCCAGGCGAUCAGCGCGACAAAUGGGUAGCAUUCCUUGACGCGGUGAAGGAAGAAUAUCGGCGCGAAGGAGAGCUAGCCGAGGUCGCAGAAAUGGCCACGGCUGGAGGAAUCUAUCUGCCUAGACACGAUUCUGAUGCAUAUUCGGUCGGCGGAUCGUCGAUAUCGACAUGCAGCGGUGAAACAGCAGCCAUCACGACUGUCCUGGAUUCAACCAAAUUCUUCAAGCACCACAAUGAUAGUACUAGCUCGAGCUUCAGCAUAGACUAG
Molecule: messenger RNA, 810 nt
Organism: Mycena indigotica
Lineage: Eukaryota; Fungi; Basidiomycota; Agaricomycetes; Agaricales; Mycenaceae
Exons: 3
Coding region: 1-810 (269 amino acids)
Source: RefSeq, a predicted model, not a curated record